AUGGCUUCUUCAUUUAGUUUCUUAACACUCUUUGUGUUAUUUUGUGUCUACAUUCCCAUAGGAACCAUGUCUUUCUCAAUGAAAUUAAUCCCACGAGUAAACUUUGAUUCAAUUCUCUUUCCCAAAAACAUUUCUCUUGAAGAGAAACACAAUAGAUUAGUCCAACUCUCAAAAAUUCAUGCUCUUAAGUAUCAAAUGAACAACACCAAUGCAAUAUCCCCACAAACUUUUCAACCACUUGUCCCAACUAUUUCUAACAUAUAUGCUGUUGAAAUGAGGAUUGGCACACCACCAUUCACAACUUUGUUGAUGUUUGACACAGGUUCUAGUGAUACAUGGGUUCAAUGUCUUGGAUGCACGAAAUGUUUCCCAUUAAAAGGGGAAAAUUUCAAGUAUCAAGCAUCCAAUACUUUUAAGGAGGUGCCAUGUGAACACCCACUUUGUGAUCCCAAAAAAUGUUCCGACGGUAAAUGUGAGUAUGCUAUAACUUAUGCCGAUGGUGCUAAAAGUAAAGGCAUUCUUUUAUUCGAAACUUUCAAUUUUCCUCCUGGUCCUAGCAAUAUUGUUAUCGAUAAACGCUUUUUAAGCUUCAAAGGAGUGGUUUUUGGUUGCGGGCUUCAAAGCGAAAAAAUGACAUUUGGGGUUGGGGUGCCCAUGACAGAUAACAAUGUCAUAGGAGGCAUGUUUGGACUAGGGCCAGAACCAAGAUCUUUUCUAAAACAAUUGAAAGCUGAAACCAAUAUGCGUUUCUCUUAUUGCCUUGGCCAAUUCCUCGAUCCACAGUCACACAAUUACUUACAUUUUGGCCCCGAUGCUAAAAUAAGCGGAGACUUCAAAACAACGUCGCUUGUGCCGACAAUAGGCAGCUUAACAUUGAUACAUUACCAUGUUGUUUGCAAGGGAAUCAGUUUGGAUGGGAAUAAGCUCCCAAUAGACCCUAAACUAUUCGAAGUAAAAUCAGAUGGAUCCGGUGGUUUUAUCCUCGACACAGGAGCUUAUGCUACCAUUUUAGUUCAGAGUGCUUAUCAAGUGUUGAAACAACGUGUAAUGGCUUACUUUCAACAAAAGGGAUUGAGUCCCUCUACUGAAAAGAAACUGUCUCUUGAUCUUUGUUAUCUUAAUCCUCCACCCAACAUUGUGAAGCCUACGAUAACGUACCAUUUUGAUGGAGGUGCUGAUUUUGUGGUGGCUCCUGAGUCAGGAUUUCUGUCUGCAGGAGACGGGAGGAAUAAAGUAUUCUGCUUGGCUGUUCUAGGGCACAAUGAUUUUGGAAAUAUAUUGGGAGUCAUCAACCAAGCUGAUCAUACUUUCCUCUUUGAUGUUGGAAAGAAUCAAGUUUCUUUUACCCCAAAAGCAAAAACUUGUAGUAAGUAA
This is a messenger RNA of Medicago truncatula (barrel medic), 1374 nucleotides long. RefSeq names its product aspartic proteinase nepenthesin-1. The record is from RefSeq and is a predicted model, not a curated record. Bases 1 to 1374 code for a protein of 457 amino acids. The transcript has a single exon. Lineage: Eukaryota; Viridiplantae; Streptophyta; Magnoliopsida; Fabales; Fabaceae.